Messenger RNA from Carassius carassius (crucian carp), 2927 nucleotides. Its product is annotated as E3 ubiquitin-protein ligase LRSAM1-like. NCBI's taxonomy places the organism in Eukaryota, Metazoa, Chordata, Actinopteri, Cypriniformes, Cyprinidae. The record is from RefSeq and is a predicted model, not a curated record. Gene Ontology annotation, molecular function: protein binding. The coding region runs from base 259 to 2424 and encodes 721 amino acids. The transcript is spliced from 25 exons.
UGUGUGUGUGUGUGUGUGUGUGUGUGUGUGUGUGUGUGUCUACUGCUAGGGACGGAAUAUGCUAGGUAACACGGAUAUUGAUAUUGAAACAUUUCAAGGAGCCCAUGUUUUGAAGAAAUAAUUUUGCCAGUUUAGCGUUUAAUCGCGUACAUUCGUCUUUUUGCGCAAGUCAGUGUCACACAAGUGUCACACUAACAUCCAGUGGCUUCUGUGGAUGUUUGGUUUUGACUAGACAAACAAAAUCUCACUGGCUUCAGGAUGUUUCUGUUCUCCAAAAAGAAGAAACCCAGCGAGGAAGCCAUAAAACGCCUGCAGUACCAGCUUUGCUUGGCCAAAGAAGCAGGUGCUGAUGAUAUUCUGGACAUUUCUGCUUGUGAGCUUACAGAGGUUCCCUCCAGUGCCUUCUCAAUAUGUAAAGUCCUCCAGAAGAAAGUGUUAAUUCUUCACGGAAAUGACCUGAGGUCACUUGUUCCUAAAGGUUGCUGCAUUGGUGCCUUAGCAACUUUAAAGGUGUUGGACCUGCAUGAAAAUAAGCUCACAUCUCUUCCUGAUGACAUUGGGCAGCUUUUGUCCUUACAGGUGCUGAAUGUAGAGAAGAAUCGAUUAAAACAGCUGCCGGACUCUAUAGGGGAUCUACGGCAUCUACAGACGCUUAAUGUGAAAGAGAACAGCCUUACUGUCAUUCCUGUGUCUGUGGGACACAUGAGCAGCCUGCGUACACUGGACCUAAGCGAGAACAGCAUUAGAGAAUUACCUAAAGAGCUGGCCAGUGUUCGCACUUUGGAAAGCCUGAUCCUGGACGCACAGAUUAUGAGAUAUCCACCUGCGUCAGUGUGCACCGCCGGCACAGAGGAAGUGCAGCGCUACCUGUGCUCAGAGAUAGGUCUGGAGUAUUGCCCUCCAUCUCAGUAUCUCCUGCCUGUGCUGGAGCAUGAUGGAAGGAAGCAGGAGGUGGAUUGUGUUGAUGGUGAGGAGAAAGCCUGGCAGAACAAAUUCAUGGACUAUGAGAAAAGAAAGGAGCAGAAACAGCUGGAAAAGUUGACCUUUGAGAAAGAUCUUGAAGAGAAACAGAGAGAGCACACUCAGCUCUUCCUCCUCAACAACUCCCGCAAAGAGGAUGUCUUGCUGUCUGUCAAACUGGAGCAGCAACGGUUGGAGUUAGGUGUGUCUCAGCAGCAGAAGACCCAGGAAACAGAGAGGCAGAAAAUACUGGAUAAAGUACGUCAGGCAGAGAGCAAUGUCAUGAGUCGCAUCUCUGACCUCUUGCUUGAUAACAAACGCCAGGCAAAGAGCGCCGAGUUUCUGCAAGCUCUAGAGGAAGACCGUAUACGAAUGGAACACCUUACUGCCAUCACACAUGAUGAAGCCAACUCUCUUAGGAAGAAGGAAGUGGCAAGUGCCAUGCAGAGGAUGCUGUCAGAGAGCUACUCUUUAAGGUUACUGCAGGAGGCCAGGGAAGCCAAGACACAGAUUCUGGUGUCAGAGACCUGCAGGAGUUUGGACUAUAUGGAUAAGAAGUUUGACCAAGUGUUGUCCCUGCAGCAGCUAGACAAAAGCAAAGCCAUUAGUCAGAUCCUUCAAGAGGAGGAAAUGCAGAAGGCCGCCUUUGAAGCUCUCCAACUCCAGAAGGACAGUGUGCAUGCUUAUAUCCGUAAUCAGAUUAAACUCAUAGAGGCAGAGUUAAUGCAGUUGACAAAGCUGGAGGUUAAGAGGAGGAAUUUGGACACUGAGAACCUGCAGGAAGUUCUGGCUGACCAGAGGACUGCUCUGAGUGACCUUCUGCAGCAGUUACUCAAACAAAAGGACCAAAGGGAGGAGGAGCUCAGGAUGGUUUUGGUGGAGAUGGACCAAAAAAGUGAUUCGAAUCAGCAGAACUACUGGAUGAUCCAGUAUCAGAGGCUCCUGGACGCCAAACCUCUCUCUCUGCGGAUGCAGGAAGCAGCUGUGGAUGGGGAUCUGGGGAAUCUGCUGUGUAAACUCUCUGCUCAACACUACCUGCCAGUCAUAGCUCACCACAGAAUCACUGCUGAGGCCUUGCGACACAUGACCACCAAAGACCUUAGGAAGUUGGGGAUUAAUGAGGUUGGUGUCCAGAAAGCUCUUCUCCACUGGGCCAAAGAACGCACUCUGUCUGACCCAUUUCCUAAAACGGCAAAAGAGAUGCAGGAAGCUGGUCCAUCCGCUCCAAGUGCCCCGCUUCAACAGCAGCUCACUCCUCCACUGACCCCCAACACCCCCCUCACCCCCACAAGUCCUGAAAGAUUCAGCAGUUCUGAGUGUGUGGUGUGCAUGGAACAUGAGUCACAGGUGAUCUUCCUGCCGUGUGGCCAUGUAUGCUGUUGUCAGACUUGCAGCAUUGCCCUGCAGUCCUGCCCUCUGUGCCGUGGCUCUAUAUCUCAGCGUGUCCGUCUUUACCACGGCUGAAGCCGGUCAGCGUCAUACGUCAUGUGUCGUUUUUGUUCCUUCCUCCCAUUUGCUGCAUGAAAUCAUAGUAUGUGAACCUUCAAGCACUUUAGAAGUUACUGGAUUUUUUUUUUCCACUCCAACUUCAACUAGCCAAUCAAAAAAGAACUUAUACAACAUGACGUUUGUCCAAUAGGAAGUUUUAUUGUUCAUCAUAAUCGUGUCAGAUUCCAAGAAAUUAACAACUACAAAGUAUUAGUAACUCAAACCUAAUAGGAGUAGAUAUAUUAUAAUGACUGUUGAGCUUUAGUAUCUUCCUUGAUGUACCUACUAUAAUCACUUGAGCCUCUUCUGUAUUUGAUGUCAGCUCAACCCCCCUCCCUCACUACAUUUUAAAUAUCUGCAUGUUCUCUAUAGUAAAGCUAAAUCUUCAUUCACUCACCACAGUCCCUCCAUGCCCUGUCCUCCAUGUUAUUAUAGCAUCAUCGCAGUACAGUAAGAUCAAAUUUAUCACCAUUCAGGGA